UAGAAAAAGAAUGGGCCUUAACAGCCCAAAUAAAACUCCAACACACUUUACUCCCUCACCCCAUUUUCACUACACAGAAGUUUCUUGAACCCACCCACCAUAAAAUCUCCACCCAACCUCACCACAAUCAGCCAUCGUAACAAACCAUGGGUGUGGACUACUACAAGGUUCUUCAGGUCGAUCGCAGUGCUAAAGACGAUGACUUGAAGAAAGCCUACCGAAAACUCGCCAUGAAAUGGCACCCUGAUAAAAACCCUAACAACAAGAAAGAUGCAGAAGCCAAAUUCAAAACCAUCUCUGAAGCCUAUGAUGUGCUAAGUGACCCGCAAAAGAGGGCAAUUUACGAUCAAUAUGGCGAAGAGGGUUUGAAGGGGCAGGUCCCACCACCGGGUGCCGGAGGGUUUUCCGGCAUGUCGACUGACGGUGGUUCAACAACAUUCCGGUUUAAUCCUCGAAACGCGGACGACAUAUUUUCGGAGUUUUUUGGGUUCUCUAGCCCGUUUGGAGGGAUGGGGGAUAUGGGCGGGUCUCGUGGUGGGCCGGGUGGGCAGUUUCCGAGGCAUAUGUUUGGUGAUGAUAUAUUUUCUCAGUUUAGAGGGGCUGCUGGCGGUGAAGGGUCCACUAGUAUGCCGCCUAGGAAAGGGGCGGCGAUUGAGCGGACGUUGCCGUGCAGCUUGGAGGACCUGUAUAAGGGGACAACAAAGAAGAUGAAGAUCUCGAGGGACGCCACUGAUGCUACCGGGCGACCGACCACAGUGGAAGAAAUUCUCACAAUAGAGAUCAAACCCGGGUGGAAAAAGGGUACAAAAAUUACAUUUCCCGAAAAAGGAAACGAACAACGAGGUGUAAUCCCUUCUGAUCUUGUUUUCAUCAUCGACGAGAAACCGCACGCAGUUUUCAAACGGGAUGGUAACGAUCUUGUUGUCACCCAAAAGAUAUCACUUGCCGAAGCUCUGACCGGCUACACCGCCCAACUCACAACGCUUGACGGCCGAACCUUAACGGUUCCCAUCACCUCCGUAAUCAGCCCAACUUACGAAGAAGUAGUUAAAGGCGAAGGGAUGCCUAUACCCAAAGAACCGACGAAAAAGGGCAACUUGAGGGUCAAAUUCAACAUCAAGUUCCCAACAAAGCUUACUGCGGAACAGAAAACCGGGAUCAAGCGGUUGUUGACGUCUUCCUGAAGAAGUAUGGAAGCCUUUUAUGUAUUUGUUUUUGGUAGUUAUUUUAGAGUGUUUAUUUUUUUUUAAAAGGGAUCUUGUUAUACAUGGUAUUGUAAGUUUUUAUGGUUUAUUUCUGGGGAAAGAUUUUGUUUUCCA
Molecule: messenger RNA, 1319 nt
Organism: Helianthus annuus (common sunflower)
Lineage: Eukaryota; Viridiplantae; Streptophyta; Magnoliopsida; Asterales; Asteraceae
Product: dnaJ protein homolog 1
Exons: 3
Coding region: 147-1184 (345 amino acids)
Cellular component (GO): cytosol
Molecular function (GO): protein-folding chaperone binding
Source: RefSeq, a predicted model, not a curated record